Molecule: messenger RNA, 758 nt
Organism: Felis catus (domestic cat)
Lineage: Eukaryota; Metazoa; Chordata; Mammalia; Carnivora; Felidae
Product: histone H1.4-like
Exons: 1
Coding region: 61-708 (215 amino acids)
Biological process (GO): nucleosome assembly
Cellular component (GO): nucleosome
Molecular function (GO): structural constituent of chromatin; DNA binding
Source: RefSeq, a predicted model, not a curated record
UCAACUCCGAGACUUUAUUAUUAUUAUUGUUUUCUGUACCUUCCGCCAGCCGAGCGCAGAAUGUCCGAGGCCGCGCCCGCCGCGCCCGCCGCGCCGGCCCCCGCCGAGAAGACGCCCGUGAAGAAGAAGGCCCGCAAGUCCGCAGGCGCCGCCAAGCGCAAGGCGUCCGGGCCGCCGGUGUCCGAGCUCAUCACCAAGGCCGUGGCCGCCUCCAAGGAGCGCAGCGGCGUGUCCCUGGCCGCGCUCAAGAAGGCGCUGGCGGCCGCCGGCUACGACGUGGAGAAGAACAACAGCCGCAUCAAGCUGGGCCUCAAGAGCCUGGUGAGCAAGGGCACCCUGGUGCAGACCAAGGGCACCGGCGCCUCGGGCUCGUUCAAGCUCAACAAGAAGGCGGCGUCCGGGGAGGCCAAGCCCAAAGCCAAGAAGGCGGGCGCGGCCAAGCCCAAGAAGGCUGCCGGGGCGGCCAAGAAAGCCAAGAAGGCGACGGGGGCCGGCACCCCCAAGAAGAGCGCCAAGAAGACCCCGAAGAAGGCGAAGAAGCCCGCGGCGGCGGCGGCUGCGGGCAAGAAAGUGGCCAAGAGCCCGAAGAAGGUGAAAGCGGCCAAACCGAAGAAGGCGGCCAAGAGCCCCGCCAAGGCCAAGGCCCCGAAGCCCAAGGCGGCCAAGCCCAAAGCUGCCAAGCCCAAGAAGGCCUCCAAGAAGAAGUAAGCGUAUGGGUUCGCCGAGAACGUCGUAAAGGCUCUUUUCAGAGCCACCCA